This is a messenger RNA of Linum tenue, 995 nucleotides long. The record is from the annotation of a GenBank genome assembly. Lineage: Eukaryota; Viridiplantae; Streptophyta; Magnoliopsida; Malpighiales; Linaceae.
GGGUUGAACGGCGUCGGCGACUCUCUUCCACGCUGGAGCUGGACAAGACAGCUGGAAAUCUAGAAUACUGCUUUGUAUUGCCCUGUGAAGAAGACGCAAGGAAGUAAAAGAUGGCUCAAGAGGUUGCUGCUACUAAUGCACAAGCACAAAAUCAGCAGGUUGCUGCUACUAAUGCAGAACCACAAAAUCCAAUACCCACACCUGCUGGUGAUGAUGAAGAAGUUCUUGAGUUGGGAAAUCUCAAGAGUGACGUGUGGAAACACUUCACAAAGAUAAAGAAGGGAGAACUUAUCAAGGCUAAAUGUAACUAUUGCAAGAAGUUGCUUGCUGGUGAGUCCAAUAACGGUACUUCCCACUUGAGAAAUCAUUUGAGGACAUGUAUGCAAAAAAGGAUUCAAGAUGGGAAGCAAAAAGUACUUGGUACCAACUUUGUCUCUAAGGGAAAAAGAGAAAUGGUUGCCACUCAGUUCAAUCAAGCUGUUUCUAAGCAAGAUCUUGCUGUUGCAAUUAUUAUGCAUGAAUACUCUUUGUCGAUUGUGGACCAUUUAUACUUUAGGAAAUUUUUGUCUGGCCUCCAACCCUUGUUUAGUGUUCCUACUAGGAAUACUAUCAAAACUGAAAUUCUUAAGAUAUUUGAGAGUGAAAGGAGCAGACUCAUGAAAAUGGUGGGUAGUAACAAGGGCAGGGUUGCCAUAACGACUGAUAUGUGGACAGCAAGCAACCAGAAAAAGGGUUACAUGGCUAUUACGGCUCAUUACGUGGACAAUUCUUGGAUUCUUCGAAAUCACAUACUUAGGUUUGCUUAUGUUCCAACUCCGCAUACAAGUGGUAGGCUGGCUAAAGUUUUGCUGGACUGAGCUGACUCUGGAUCUUUGGAUGAGCUUUGUGCAUUGCUCAAUGAUGGGCAACAUGAAGAUGACGUGGAAGGAAUUUUGCUGCUGCAAGUUGCUGGAAUCAGCUGGAAACUUUCUGGAAUGUUUUCUGGGAUCCACUAG